Messenger RNA from Protopolystoma xenopodis, 636 nucleotides. NCBI's taxonomy places the organism in Eukaryota, Metazoa, Platyhelminthes, Monogenea, Polystomatidea, Polystomatidae. The record is from the annotation of a GenBank genome assembly.
AUGUUUGCUGGACAGAUUCGAACUUCAAUGUCACCAGAACUCAACGGUGGACUUCUGUUGACCGGGCUCUGGUGGAACAUUCUUGCCGACGCUGUCUCCGAGGCAAUCUCGUUCGAGUCCGCCGCAAAACUAGCCUGUUUUUGCUCACCACUAUUCUCGAGGCAGAGCAUUUGGCAAGAUUACAGCCUCGACUGCAGACCGGCAUUUUCCGCUUCCAACCUGAACGAGGCAGCAGUUUUAUUUACAUUUCAAGAAUUAAUUAGGCUUGACGUGCCCACUUCACUGAGACUCGGGCGUACUUUCGGGUUGCCGCGCACAGGCACGACCGGCGGCCAGUGGACCCUUUUGAUCCCGAGCCAGCAGAAGCUGGGCUUAGGCGUGGGCAAAGAUGUGUCUACUUUGGGCACAAUGUUUCCCGGCUCAAGAGAGACUAGUCCGAUCGGCCGGUCUGUCACGACGCAAAUCACUUCGGCCGAAUCCCCGCCGCCGAUAGGCACUCGUGUGUGGACACACGCUGUGAGGCUGUGUUUCGCCAACACGACCGGAUGCAUUUGUUCUGUACCGCUAUUGCAAGCAGAAUCGUGUAGAUGUGAAGAAAAAGUGGGUUUCGAACAAUCCCUUGAGGCUAAAUUGUAG